This is a messenger RNA of Hemibagrus wyckioides, 3323 nucleotides long. RefSeq lists its product as uncharacterized. Gene Ontology annotation, cellular component: nucleus. The coding region runs from base 210 to 2999 and encodes 929 amino acids. Lineage: Eukaryota; Metazoa; Chordata; Actinopteri; Siluriformes; Bagridae. The transcript is spliced from 20 exons. The record is from RefSeq and is a predicted model, not a curated record. Gene Ontology annotation, molecular function: RNA binding; zinc ion binding.
CGGCAGCAGAGUUUUUAUCGGCGGUACCGGUAGCGCGGUGUGGAUCAGUCCGGAUCACUGUGCACAAAAACAUGGCGAAGUGAAGAGUUCAGUGGCGUGGAUAUUAGCAGAGUUAUUGCGUGCAUCGAAAAAAAGAGGGAUUCACCAAAUACAAUUCGUGUAAGGUCUGUGAGAGGAUUUCCUGUCCACUCCAGCGCAGUGAUUUGAAGAUGGAGUCUUCGGAAAACGCGUCGGACGCGGCGCCCAUGAGCGCUCAGAGCGUGUACUCGGCUCUGGGUCUGAGUUCGGAGGACGUCGAGGCUUUGGCUCAAAUCCCCGAGAACGAGAUCAGUGUGGAAACGUUACCGUACCUCAUCAUGCAGCUCAAAGCCAAGCGUGCUGAAAAGGCGGCGGCUGCCGUCGCUGCCACUGCAGCUACCACCGCUACCGACACAGACAAUAGUGACAAACCGGAGGCGGAGCCUAAAGAGGCCAAUCAGGAAAUAGAAACAUCAGAAAAAAGAAAAGAGAAACGUGAAAGCCCGCCGCCUUCGAGUUCGUCACGUCACUCGUCCAGCCACGAGCACGAGCAUCACGGGAAAGGGGACGGUCACAAGAAAACAGAGCGAGCGAAUACGGGAGGAAGGAGAGACUCUAGAUCCAGGAAGUUGUCCCGAGAGAGACAGACUGGGGAUGGAGUGACACCAGAGGAAAACGAGUUGGAUGACAAACCCACGGUUUUCCCACACAUCUGUACGCUGUGCAAGACUGAGAGCAACGGCUCCAAGGCAUGGCACAGUCACAUCCGGGGAAUCCGGCACACCAAAGCACGGAGAGAGUUCAUGCUGCUGUCCGGCUCAGCGGAAGACUCGUACUCUUCUCGUCGAGGUUCUCGAUCGUCUCUUCCCAGUAAACGCUCUUACAGUUCAGAGCGGAGCACAGGAGACCUGUCUUCACCUUCUGGAGAUCGUUUUUUUCAUCCUCCUAAGCCCUUCACGAAAGUGGUGGUGGCCAAGUAUCCGAUGGGCAGCAUGGCUGUGGCAGACAUGUUGGCACUGGGAAAACCUUUUGGAACCAUAGUGAAGCAUCUCAUCUUCCCUUUUAAGGGAUUUCUGGAGUUCAGCUCUCAUGCAGAAGCGAAGAACAUGGUCACUCACUAUCAGACUAAACCCGCCUUCAUUAAGGGUCAGCGCAUCAGUCUUUGUUUAUCUCCGACCGUCGAGGUCAUACACCCUCCAGAGGCAUAUGAGCCAGCAUCGAAGCGCUCUAAGUCGUCCCCUCAGUCAGUGGUGUGUUUUUCACGUCUGCCUCCGGGGAAAGAGGCAGAGGAGAAGGUGCUGGACCUGGCAGCUUUAUUCGGGGAUGUGCGCUGUUCCAAAUUCACUGAAGACAAGGCUCUGAUAGAGAUGGUGGAUUGGCGUGAUGCGGACAUCAUGGUGAAAUAUUAUCACUCCAACCCUCUGAGAAUUCAAGACAAGAGCAUCAAGGUGUCCAUGUCCUCCAGAUCAAAUUUACGAGAGAGCAGUCUCGAGCGUUCUUCCUCCAAAAAGUCUGACUCCAGCAAGAGCCACAGCAGCAGACAGAAAAGCGAGCCGUCUUCCUCCAAGAGCACGUCUCAGUCCAGCAGCAAGGACAAGGAGAAGACCGACGAGAAGGAGAAAGAAGGAGAGAAAAAAGAGGAGAAGGAGGAAGAGAAGAAAGAAGGUGAGGAGAUAGAGAUGAAGGAGGAAGAGGUGGUGAAUGAGGAAGGUAUUCAAGUGGAGGAAGAAGCCAGCCUAGUAGACAAAGGUGGAGUGGAGGUUAUUGCCACGGGAACAGAAGAAGUCCAAGAGAAGGAGGAAGAGGAGGAGGUGGAGAAGAAAGGAGUGGAGGAGGUUGAUGCUGAGGAAGAGAGGAAAGAGGAAGAGGAGCAAGCUCAAGAGGAAAAGGAUGAGAGUAAAGGAGAGCGAGGAUCAGAGGAGGACGUGGAGGAACAGGACGAUCUGGAGGACAUGGAUUUCCCAGAGAACAUGGACGACUUUGUGACUCUGGACGAGCUGGACACCACAGCCGGAGACUCGUUAGAUUCCUCAGAAACUCAGGAGGGUAAGGUGGUGGUUGUCAGACCCAUCAGGAAUGAGUUUAAAGAGACUCGGAAGAAGGCCAUGAGAGAAGCUCUGUUCAAGAUGGCCGCUCCGUUCGGUGAAGUGGUCAACUUUGCCAUCUCCUACUACAGACAUGAGGCUCUGAUUGAACUGGAAUCGGUGGAGAAAGCUCAUGAGAUGGUGAAUUUCUACAAAAGCAGUAAGAGGUCCAAGCUGUGUGGGAGACCCGUGUCUGUGUCGCUGUGUCAGGCCUUCAACACCAUCGAGGGUCCCAGUGGGAGAACGUUGUUUAUCAGCAUGCUCCCUCCUUUCAAGUAUUCAGACAAGUCCCUCCUCAGACUCGCAUGGCCUUUUGGGAAAAUCACCGCCUAUUGCUUCAACAGGGUGUACGGAACGUGUUAUAUCCAAAUGGAGACGGUGGAAGCAGCAGAGAAAAUGAUUCAGAGGUACCUUCCAUGGCCUCUUAAAUUCUACGGCAGUCCACUAAAGAUCACUAAGUGCAGGAAAGGAGACUCUCUGAUCCCCUGGACAUUAGCGGAUAAGUUUGAGCGGUGGUACGAGCCGAAACUGGGGAGAAACGUAGAGGAGAGGAGAGAGAACGGCCAGACGGUCAAAAACAGCAGCGGGGAGGACCGCCAGAGUCCUGUUUCCAGCUCUGAAGGUGUCUGUGGAGAUCCUGCAGGAGAGGGUGAAGAGUCAGAGGAAGAGGAGAAAGACCAGACCCCUCUUGGACCCUACCAACCCGACACCCCUGUGGGUAUCAGCUACGUCGUCCCCAAGAGCGGCUUCUUCUGCAAGCUCUGUAACGUUUUCUACACGGAUGAGAAAAAGGCCAAAUCGGAUCACUGCAGCAGCCUGGAACAUUACAACAUGCUGAAGAAGAAGCGUGGAGAGGUGAUGGAGGAGGAACAGACAGAUGAACAGACAGAAGGAUGAACGAAUGAAAGCCGGAGAUCAGAGAGCUGAUUUCACUGCAGUUCAUGAUUUUUUUUUAUUUUGUAAAACUUUAAAAAAAAAAAAAAAAAAGGAAAAAAACCCUAGGAAAACAUUCCAGCCUCUGUGUUUCCGUGUUUUUGUUAUAUAUACUUUGUUCUUUUGUUUUAUUUGACAAACAAUGAGAGAGAAAUGUUCAUCAGAUUAUCAAACUCAAAUCAGUAGAAACCAUUGUUACCGGUGGGGUGUGUGUGUGUGUGAGAGCAGAUUAGGGCUUACACUCAUCAUGGCUUCUUAUCAAAUAAACAAACGUCUGUUUAAACAAAA